UUAGAAACACAAAACCAACUUCGAUACUUUCAUGUUAUAAAUGUUUUCACUGCGUAAUAUUUACUGUUAAUAAAUCAUUUAAUGAUUGUUAAGCAUCGUUUUGUGUUUGGUUGACGAUUUAAUGCAAUUGUGAUAAUAUAACAAAAAUGGUGGCUGGUCCUACGGAACAUGGAACGCAGGCAGAUGUAAUAUUUGUCAUUGAAGGCACAGCUGUAAAUGGAGCCUAUCUUAAUGAUCUCAGAACUAAUUAUGUGGGUCCAACGCUCGAAUAUUUCAAUCAAGGUCCCAUCGAAGAUAGGGAAUAUGUGUCCGAGAAUAGUUCAACAUUGUAUGGUAUAGUGAUAUACCAUGCUGCCGACUGUUUGCCAGCACCAUGUACAGAAACUUUUGGGCCGUAUGCCAAUCCUCACAAGUUACAACUUGUUCUUGAUAAGUUAGAGAUGGUUGGUGGGAAAGGUGAGUCGUAUGCAAAUAUUGGAGAAGGUCUUGCUACUGGAUUGCAAUGCUUCGAGGACUUACAGUUACGACGUGAACCGAAUACAGCAUCACAGAAACAUUGUAUUCUGAUUUGUAAUUCUCCUCCUUAUCAGACGGUCAUACAAGAGUCGUAUAAAUUUGCUGGCCAUACCAUAGAGCAGGUGGCUACUUUGUAUCAAGAGAGGAACAUUAAUCUUUCAAUAUUAUCACCAAGAAAAAUACCCGCACUGUUUAAAAUGUUCGAAAAAGCUGGAGGUGACCUACAGUCGUCGCAAACUAAAAAUUAUGCUAAAGAUCCACGACAUUUGGUGCUGCUACGUAAUUACAAUUUGAAAGAAAGGCCUGUUAGUCCUCCAAUUGGCGGUGCUGUUCAUAACAAUCCGGGCACAGCUGCACAAAUUCCGUUGAGCCCAUUGCAAAGCAAUGACAGUCCAAAUACGAAUCAAGUUCAACAAAAUAUUGCUCAGCCAACCCAGUCACAAGGUCCUCCAUUCAGAAAUCAAACGCCCCAAAAUAUUGCUCCAGUUCAUCAAACGGUGGUACCAAUUCCGACUGUUAUGAGUACUGGAAGACCACCCUACAAUCCUCAAAUAUCCGCUCCACCAACUUAUCACCCACCAGCACAAACAAGAACAGGCCCAAGAUGGAGACCUUUUGUGACACCAGGAAACACUGGAGCCGCGAAUCCUCAGAGCAGUGCCUUGAUAGCACAGUUAAAUCAGCCUCCUUCGUUGGGUCUUAAUGUAACACCAUUUGGUCAAAGAAUGGACGUUCUUCAUAGUACUCACAUGUUGCAUGCACUUUCAGUAGCCAACACCAACGUUAUGGCUGCCAAUGCGCAACAGCA
Messenger RNA from Megalopta genalis, 1324 nucleotides. The record is from RefSeq and is a predicted model, not a curated record. Lineage: Eukaryota; Metazoa; Arthropoda; Insecta; Hymenoptera; Halictidae.